ACGAUCGGCUCGGUGGGUGUGUUUUUCUGUGAGAAAUGUCAUCUGCAUAAAGUGUCACUUGUUUUGCGUGUUUACUUAUUAAUCUAUUAACUAUCAGCUGCUUUUUUGAAUGAUGGAUGAAUCUUCAAAAGAAGGAAAAGGGCGGCACGAUCUUCUUUUACAGGAAAUUGAAGCCAUCGACGAUUAUUGGGGCCCAACCUUCCGUGCCAUUUUCGACACGGAUGAGUGUGAUGCUUUUGCUGACAAGUUGGAUAGCAGAAUAAGAAGCCAUGAUAGGGAUAUUGAGAAGCUCUGCAGUGCUCACCAUCAAGGUUUCAUAGAAUCCAUUAGAGAUCUCUUGGAGUUGAAGGGGUUAGCCAAUAGAAUCCAUGGUGAAGUUCAAACAAUUGACAGUGACAUCUGCCAUUCUGUUACCCAGCUAAAAUUAAAAGGACAGGAACUGGCUGAUGCCAGAAGAAUAGAAAGAAACAUGAAAACCACCAUAGAAAUGCUUCAAAGUUGUUUGCCUGUUUUAAGAGCUUACAUUAAACUGCAACAGCAAAUGAAGGAAAAGCGGUACUAUCCAGCUUUGAAAACGCUGGAACAACUUGAGCACAUACAUUUGCCCAACAUUUCACACUACAGGUUCAGUGAACACAUGAAGAAAAGUCUGGCGAAAGUACGUGAGUCCAUCAAAGAGGCCUCGAUGAGCGAUCUAAAAGACUUUUUAGAAAGCAUCCGCAAAUAUUCGCCCAAAAUUGGAGAAGUGGCUAUGAGACAUACGGCCGAACAACUCAAUAUCGAUAUCUCGGCCAAUUCAUCGGCAAUCAGACGACUAAUUUCACCUAACGUGUCGGGCGAGUUUGACUACGAUGCUCAGUCAGAAAGUGUGUAUAGCGUCGAAGAAGAUCUCAGCGCUCAAGAUUUGGUUGAUUUUUCACCUGUUUAUCGUUGCCUUCACAUCCAUACUGUACUGGACGCCAAAGAAACAUAUGAAAACUAUUACCGUAAACAGAGAAAGAAGCAAGCUAGAUUAGCGCUUCAACCUCCUACAAAUAUGCAUGAGACGAUUGAAGGGUACCGACAAUAUUUUCACGGCAUCGUCGGCUUCUUUGUUGUGGAAGACCACGUCAUGAACACUGCCAGCACCUUAGUCAACCGUUCCUACUUAGACGACGUCUGGAAUAUUGCCGCUUCCAAAAUAGCUUCAUCUGUUCGCACGCAUUCGUCCUAUUGUACGGAUCCAGCCCUCAUGUUGAAAAUUAAAAAUCUUGUUAUGCUCUUCAGCAGCACUCUCAGAACCUAUGGAUACAGUGUGUCUCAGCUGGUUGAGCUAUUACAAGAGAUCCGUGAUCAUUACAACGAAGUGUUGAUGCAACGUUGGGUCCAUGUUUUUCGUGAUAUUUUCGACGAAGAUAAUUAUCAUCCUAUUCAGGUGACAACACCCGCAGAAUAUCAGCGUGUCAUUGAAUCUUUUCCCUAUCGGGAUAGCAAUUUAGAAGCUGCCCCAUUUCCAAAACGUUUUCCGUUUAGCAAUUUGGUACCUAAAGUGUACCGACAAAUCCGGAAUUAUAUCCAGGCAUGUCUGCAAUUCUCUCAAGAUUUGAACUUGGCUGACCAAGAGAUCGAUGACACUCUGAGGCGAUACACUAAUUUAUUGCUGACGAGGACCCUCAGCGGUUGCCUGUCUACGCUGAUCCGCAAGCCGUCGCUCUCGCUUCUCCAACUCAUUCAGAUCUCUAUCAAUACCAAUUACCUAGAAGAGUCUAACGGCUGGUUGGAAGAGUUUAUUGCUCAGUUAACUGGUGCAUCUCGCGAGCUGUCGCACAUUGCCCGGCUGCAGGGCCGAGCCGUCUUCCGUGAUGUGCGAGAUGACGCAGAGCAGCAAAUUUACGAGGCUCUAAAGCGCAAGAUGGACGAAUUUAUGGAAUUGGCUAAUUACGACUGGCUUCUUAACGAGCCAUCAGGUCACGCCUCGUCUUUUCUGAUGGACUUGAUCGCCUUCCUCCAAAGUACCUUUCAAGCCUUCACAAAUCUCAAGGAACAUGUUGCCCAAAAUGCCUGUCUGACGGCCUGCCGUCAUAUUGCGGAAAUUUUGAUGGAUCUUCUGCUCAGCGACGACGUCAAGUCAAUUUCGAUGGGAGCUCUUCAGCAAGUCAACCUUGACGUUAUUCAAUGCGAACAAUUUGCCGCUUCGGAGCCUGUGCCGGGUUUUGAGGACGGGACGCUACUCUCAUCCUUUUUGGAUCUGCGCCAGCUGCUGGAUUUGUUGCUGUCUUGGGACUGGUCAGCUUAUUUUCACGACUAUGGCCAAGAGACCAGCAAGUACCUGCGCGUUUCCCCUCAACGAGCUAUAACCGUUUUGGAAAAAUUACGAGAAGCUGACAAGCGGACCGUCUUCUCUGUUUUGAAGAAAAGCGAACGAGACAAGAAGAAACUAAUGGAAACGGUGUUGCGUCAACUGAGGCAGCUGCUCCAAUCUUCCGCCUGAAAUGCGUCUCCUGCCAGUCUUCAUCCCCUACACCCAAAUCUUCCACGUACAUUCAGACACCAUUUGUUUUCUAUUGUUGUAAAUGUGUGAAUCCGGUGCCUUGUAAUCAAGUUGCUUCUUUCUAUUAGAUCGUUUCUUGUAAUGCCUGUGUCUACACCCCCCUCAAAAGAAAGUGAUUCAAUUUCAUUGUCGAUAGAUCCUCUCUACCUAAUAUUUGCUUAUUUCUCACCACAUCCAUUAAUUCUUCCCUCCAUCACAGGGUUGUCGCCUCGACAUUUGAUUUCGAAACCUGCUGGACAUUGAAUAAAGAUUGCAGCAAAUUUUCUGAAAGAAAAACAAAAUGGAUUGGGCUGAUUUUCGUUGUGAUAACAAAAGCAACAACUUCCUUUAAAUCUACUUAGUAUAUUCUGUUAUGAUUCGCCCUUUUGCGCCUUUUUUUGGUAGUCGUUUUCUUUUGUUUUCCACGUUUCACCGUUGUCAAUUUUGUUGCACAUGGUCAAAGUGUACAAAAAGCUGAUAAAUAAAAAUAAUAUAAUCAUUGAAAAAUAUUCUCGAAA
Daphnia carinata is the source of this 3027-nucleotide messenger RNA. It is a transcript of the gene Sec15, whose product is annotated as exocyst complex component 6B-like. Gene Ontology annotation, cellular component: membrane; exocyst. Bases 110 to 2470 code for a protein of 786 amino acids. Gene Ontology annotation, biological process: exocytosis; intracellular protein transport; Golgi to plasma membrane transport. The transcript is spliced from 13 exons. Lineage: Eukaryota; Metazoa; Arthropoda; Branchiopoda; Diplostraca; Daphniidae. The record is from RefSeq and is a predicted model, not a curated record.